Merops nubicus (carmine bee-eater) is the source of this 409-nucleotide messenger RNA. Its product is annotated as kelch domain-containing protein 8B-like. Gene Ontology annotation, molecular function: protein binding. The transcript has 3 exons. The record is from RefSeq and is a predicted model, not a curated record. The annotation marks the transcript as partial. NCBI's taxonomy places the organism in Eukaryota, Metazoa, Chordata, Aves, Coraciiformes, Meropidae.
GGUGCCGCCGCCCUCGCCCUGGGCAAGCAGAUCCUGGUGGUGGGCGGCGUGGACGCGGCGCAGAGCCCCCUCGCCUCCGUCGAGGUCUACCACGUGGAUGAGGGCAAGUGGGAGAAGAAGGCGGCACUGGCUCAGCCCUCCAUGGGCAUCUCAGCUGUGCAGAGAGAUGGGGCUGUCUAUGCGCUAGGGGGAAUGGGUGCAGACACCUCUCCCCAGGCGCUGGUGCGCGUCUACGAGCCAGCAAAGGACCACUGGCAACCCUUGCCCUCCAUGCCCACCCCCUGUUAUGGGGCUUCCGCCUUCCUGCAGGGCAACAAGAUCUUCGUCCUGGGGGGUCGGCAGGGCAAGCUGCCUGUCACUGCCUUCGAGGCCUUCGACCUGGAGACGAGGAGCUGGACGCGUUACCCCA